Messenger RNA from Anguilla rostrata (American eel), 2952 nucleotides. It is a transcript of the gene shrprbck1r, whose product is annotated as sharpin and rbck1 related. The coding region runs from base 287 to 2395 and encodes 702 amino acids. Gene Ontology annotation, biological process: positive regulation of canonical NF-kappaB signal transduction; protein linear polyubiquitination; proteasome-mediated ubiquitin-dependent protein catabolic process. Gene Ontology annotation, cellular component: ubiquitin ligase complex. Gene Ontology annotation, molecular function: ubiquitin binding; ubiquitin-protein transferase activity. Lineage: Eukaryota; Metazoa; Chordata; Actinopteri; Anguilliformes; Anguillidae. The record is from RefSeq and is a predicted model, not a curated record. The transcript has 15 exons.
AAAGAAGGGUUUCUUUAUUUGCCCCUCCUGUUUAUUUGUUAUUCAUAUUCAAGAGUAGCAACACAGCCACUGUCGCCUUUGGGAAGUUUGACGGGAGGCCGCUAGGGGGCGUACGUGCUUCCUGUGCUGCCAGUCAAUACGAAACCUACAGUGAGGAGAUGAAACUGCAUCUUUGACGCACACAUAAACAAGACGGGGCGACGGGCAACUGUGGGCCAUAUUUGUGGACUAAACAGUACUGGAGCGCUGUUGAGACUUAUCCCUCCCCGCCUGAAGGGCCAGCGGAAUGGCGCUGAGCUCGGGCGGGUGGGCUCGCACCCCCUCGCCGGCUCCAUCUCCUCCUCUCCCCGGCUACGGGGCCUCCCAGAGCGGCUGUAACACGGUGCUAAUGUCGGUGCGGGUUUCGGUGUGCCACUCGGGAAUACGGCCGUUGUGUCUCCCAGGGGCAGAAGACGAGUCCUUGCGUUUGCAGCUCAGCAUGGACCCUGGGAGGGCCGGGGAGUUCCGCCUCGCUCUACGGGACGUCAGUUGUACAGGCACCGGCCAAAGUGUGUCCAUCGCGGAGUUCGACCUGCGGUCCGUGCAGUACGAGGUGAAGUCGCCGCGUUGCCACGAGCUGCGUCUGGCCACGCCCCCUCACGAUCGCAUCAACUUCAACUUCCGCUGCGAGAAGGAGGCGCAGGAGUGGGCCACCGUGGUGAUGUCAUCGCUGAGGGAGGCGCACAGGGUGGCAGACAGCCCUCCCAUCGCUGAGCGACAGCUCAACCUGGAGCCCCUGGAACCCCAGAGCUCGGCCGCCCUGCCCAAAGCAGAGGAGCUGUGUGCCGAUCUGACUCGAGCCAUAGAGGCAGGUGACACGCAGAGCGCCUCUCAGUAUGCAGUGAACCUGGCUCGCCAGCAGGCGGCGCUCAAGAUCCAGCUCUCUGAGAAGAACUACGCGGACGCCGAGAUCAGCCUGGCGGUGGUGGUGGAGGACGCUUCCUCUUCCUGUUGUGUCACGGUGAAAGUCUUCCCCCACAUGACCGUUGCGUCACUCAAGCAGCAGGUGUUUCAGGAGUACGGGUUCCACCCGCGGGUGCAGCGCUGGGUGAUCGGGCAGUGCCUGUGCGUGGAGCCGCGCUCGCUGGCGUCCUACGGGCUGCGGCGGGACGGGGACACGGCCUUCCUGUACCUCCUCUCGGCCCGCCAGGCCCAGCUCACCCGCCAGAUGUGCCUGCAGGACCAGGAGAGCGCCCUGCUCGCCCCCCCGCCGCCGCCCAGCAACGGGCCCGCGUCCCAGGACCGGAGGGGCUACAGCACCCUGCCCCCCCGCCUGUCCCACAGCAGCAUGGGUGGCAGCGGGGGCGGAGCUGAGAAGUUGGGGAUCGGUGAAAUCCGAGACCUCAUCAACCUGGAGAUGCCCCAGCUCAAGGAAGCCCUGGACCCCAGCAAAGCCAGCACACAGCUGGGAUGGGCGUGCCCGUCCUGCACCUUCAUCAACAAGCCCACGCGGCCGGGCUGCGAGAUCUGCAGCAUGGACCGGCCCGAGGGGUACACCGUGCCCGGGGGGCACCAGCCCGACCCCGCCGAGCUCCGCCGCAUCACUCAGGAGAAAGAGGCCGUGCGACAGUACCAACAGGCCAGGGAGGCGGAGCGGAGGGAGAACUUCGCCCGGCUGGUGAUGCUGGACGGACAGGACCUGGUGCCCAACCCCGAGAGCGUGGACUGCCGCAUCUGCUACCUGGACCUGCAGCCUGGGGAGGGGGUCCUGCUGAGGGAGUGCCUGCACUGCUUCUGCAGAGACUGCCUGCGGUCGGUGAUCCUGAUGUGCGAGGAGCCGGAGGUGGCGUGCCCGUACCGCGACGACUCCUACGCCUGCGACUGCACGCUGCAGGAGAGGGAGAUCCGCGCGCUGGUGUCGGGGGAGGAGUACGAACGCUGGCUGCGGAGGGGUCUGUCUGUGGCCGAAUCUCGCUGUGAGAGCAGCUACCACUGCGCCAGCCUGGACUGCCCCGGCUGGUGUGAGUACGAGGACACGGUCAACACCUUCCACUGCCCCGUGUGCGGCAAGCACAACUGCCUGCUCUGCAAGGCGAUCCAUGAGGGGAUGAACUGUAAGCAGUAUCAGGACGAUCUCACAGCUCGCGCCGUCAACGAUUCUGCAGCCCGCAGGACCCGAGACCUGCUGAAGACUUUGGUCCAGUCCGGCGAGGCGAUGCACUGCCCCCAGUGUGGUAUCAUCGUCCAGAAGAAGGAGGGCUGUGAUUGGCUGCGCUGCACUGUCUGUCACACGGAGAUCUGCUGGGUCACCAGAGGACCGCGCUGGGGUCCUGGGGGCCCUGGUGACACCAGUGGAGGCUGCCGCUGCAAUGUGAACAAGCAGAGGUGCCACCCCAAGUGCCAGAACUGCCACUGAGAGAGAGAGAGAGAGAGAGAGAGAGAGAGAGAGAGAGAGAGAGAGAGAGAGAGCGAGACAGUAAAAAAGAGAGAUAUGUCCAUUAGCAGUCACUGGAUAUGUUUGUCAGUCACAAUUUUAUGCAAUGGUUACUUUAACCCACACAUUCACACAUGCAGUACACCCACUUAUGAAACCUCUUAAACUACCCAAAAAAAAGAUAGUUGAAGGAAGCCAUAUUAAUACAGAUGAGGGAGAAGUUGCGUCCGGUAAGUGUCCUUGCUAAUGCUUCCAGAGCUCAGGGCUGUUCGUCCAUAGCUGCUAUGAUAACUUUUUUUUGUUUUUAAUGCUAAAUAAAGGUUUCUUUGUUUUGCCCCCCCUCCCCCCCCUCGACUAUUGGGUGAUAUUUUGCUAAGGGAACCUUUCUGUUACUGAGUGCCUAUAGGGAUGCCAGCCAAUGGAGAGCUUGUAUCCUAGCAGCCAAUCAGAAGACUUGUUCGGGGGGGGGGUUGAGAUUGUGCCAUUGUGCCUGAACUGUUUGAACUGUUUGUUUGAAUAAAACUGUGUUUUCAAAUUAA